UUAAAAAAACGAUGUUGCGCAGGAAACCACAGCAAUCACAUGAGACCUUUUCAGAGUGGUUGACAGAUGCUGCUCACACUAGAGGAAUAGAGCAUUCAAAGAGAGAAAUGAGAGGCUUAUACUGUUUAGUUCUUUGGAUAUUUUUCUACACAAUAUGGACUGGAGCAGUUUCUACAGGUCAGCCUCUGCUUUGUCAUCGGGUUCCAGAGGAAUGUAUGGAAACGUCUGAAAAUGUUCCACAGUGUAUAGAAAAGAACAUGAGACAAUGCAAACAAUCAAGUUCAAGACGUCCUAUAUAUAGUUCAAACUACUUCUAUCGAAGAAUUUCCCCCUCAGAGAAAGAUCAAUUAGAUCAUGCACUGGAUACAGAAAAAGGAUAUAUAAUCAACAUCUCUGACGAAGCAAUACUCAAGAGCAGAAAUGGGCAGGGGGAUUUGUUCUUGAUUGUGUCUCUUCUCAAUGAGACCCUCUUCAGAGUCAACAGCAGUUCAGACACCGAGAAGGGAAAUGACCCAAAAGAGUCAGACCCAAUAUUGCACGGGCAAAGCGUGUUGGGAGUUUGGCUUGGUGCAAAUGAAGUUCAAAACCUUUCUCAGCCUGUUCAGCUCAGAUUCAGGAAUACCAAUCAGAAUGAAAGUGGAAUUUGUGUCUACUGGCGUCUCGAUAAAAACGGCAGAGGUAACUGGAGUACAAAUGGCUGUAAGACUAGCGUUGACAACGGAGACUUUGUGUGCAGUUGUAAUCAUCUGAGCUUUUUUGCAGUGCUCAUUAGUCCUCAAAUUCCUGAAGAGUUCCAUAUUGUCCAUCUCAACUACAUUUCAUACGUCGGCUCUGCCCUUUCAAUAGCAUUUACAGCCCUUAUGAUUGUCAUGUUUCUGUGCAAACGGAAGAAGCAAUGUGAGCAUGCAGUCUUUAUUCACGUACAGCUCUCAGGUUCCUUAUUCUUGCUGCACAUCUCGUUCUUGUGCAGCGUGUGGUUUUCGGGGCAGAGCCUCAUUGACUCAGUGUGUCAGGGUCUAGGACUUUUCCUGCACUGGUGCCUUUUAGCCACCUUCACUUGGACAGCCGUUGAGGGCUUCCACCUGUACCUGCUGCUGGUGCGGGUCUUCAACAUCUACAUCAAGAGAUACCUGCUUAAACUAAGUCUUGUGGGAUGGGGUGUUCCCACGUUUAUAGUGAUGAUAUGCGGUGUGACUAAAGCGUAUGGCAAAUAUUCCUUUCACAUGGAUAAAGACAACUCAACAGCCACACCUCUAUGCUGGGUGACCAAACAGACAGUAAGCUACAUUACAGUGAAUGGUUAUCUCGGGCUGGUGCUGCUCUUUAACAUGGCUAUGCUGGUGGUGGUGCUGGUUAAGAUGCGUCAGUUAAGAUCACAGGCUCUUCAGAUUAAAGACCAUCAGAGGAGGGCAUGGAAAGACUGGGCGUCUCUACUCGGGCUCAGCUGUGUUCUGGGAGUGCCCUGGGUACUGGCCUUCUCCACCCAUGGCCCGUUGAGUCUCACUUCGCUCUAUGUUUUCACCAUUCUCAACAGUUUUCAGGGUGUCUUUAUUUUCUUGUGGUUUUUGACUCUCACAUGUAAGGCACGGAAAGAGAAACAAAUCCCAUCUAAAGGCACCAUUCAGGUCAGCUACCACAGUAAUGAAGAUGUGACUAGAUAACCAAAGGCUGUUUGCUGGAGAUUUAAAGAAAGACCCUCCACCCUAUAUCAAAACUUCACUGUAGUUCUGUGUAUUAUUAUACUCAUUUGGAUCUUUGUGAUUUUUAAACUGGGGUCUGCAGAGCCUCAGGGGACUGCAAAGGGAAUCUGCAUAUAGUUUUAAGGGGUAAUUAUUUAUUUCUGUGUUGAUCUAUCUGUUAUUGUAAUUCCAGAAUAGUUUGUAUUUGUAUUUUUGCAUCUUUUCAUUGCCAUUUUCAGCUUUGGCUUCCUUACUGACAGUUAUGAUACUUCUUUGUGUAAAGAACAAUAAACAAUAUUUAUUGUGAAAAAUGCAAAUAAAUAAAUCUAAAAUUGUUCUAACAUUGAGUAAAAAAAUAGCAUUGAUGUUACAUAUAUUUUAGUACAAUGACAAAAGUAAAUUAUUUUUAUAAACA
This is a messenger RNA of Ctenopharyngodon idella (grass carp), 2094 nucleotides long. RefSeq names its product adhesion G protein-coupled receptor G3 (gene adgrg3). Lineage: Eukaryota; Metazoa; Chordata; Actinopteri; Cypriniformes; Xenocyprididae. The record is from RefSeq and is a predicted model, not a curated record. Bases 12 to 1661 code for a protein of 549 amino acids. Gene Ontology annotation, molecular function: G protein-coupled receptor activity. Gene Ontology annotation, biological process: adenylate cyclase-activating G protein-coupled receptor signaling pathway; cell surface receptor signaling pathway. Gene Ontology annotation, cellular component: membrane. The transcript has 12 exons.